CCGCCGGCUGGGCGCGGGCAUCGCUUCCCACUGCGCGGAGGCCCGGGUGGGUCUGCGGGGGUGGGGGUGCCUCGCGCCCGGGGUGCGCUCCCCGGCGGCCCCGCCAUGCGCCCCCCACGCCCCCACGCCUCGCUGCUAGAGCUCCUGGGGGUGCUUCUGGUCGCGUCCCUCGCGGCCGCCGAGGCGCCGCACCUGGUGCGCGUGGACGCGGCCCGCGCGCUGGGGCCCCUGCGACCCUUCUGGAGGAGCACCGGCUUCUGUCCCCCCCUGCCGCACAGCCAGGCUCACCGGUAUGACCUCAGCUGGGACCAGCAGCUCAACCUGGCCUACGUGGGCGCCGUCCCUCAUGGUGGUAUCCAGCAGGUUCGGGCCCACUGGCUGCUGGGCCUCGUCACAGCCAGGAGGUCAGCUGGACAGGGACUGAGCUACAAUUUCACCCACCUGGAUCGAUACCUGGACCUUCUCAGGGAGAACCAGCUCCUCCCAGGCUUUGAGCUGAUGGGCAGCCCCUCUGGACACUUCACGGACUUUGAGGACAAGCAGCAGGUGUUCGAGUGGAGGAACCUGGUCUCGCUCCUGGCUAGGAGAUACAUUGGGUUCGGGAUGCACUCGUGUCCCUGCCCCAGGGGAGGGCCCCUCUUGCCACAGCAGGGACUCUCUGCAGGGAGGUACGGACUCAAGCACGUUUCCAAGUGGAAUUUUGAGACGUGGAAUGAGCCGGACCACCACGACUUUGACAACGUGUCCAUGACCUUGCAAGGCUUCUUGAACUACUACGACGCCUGUUCCGAGGGUCUGCGAGCUGCCAGCCCGGCUCUGCGCCUGGGCGGUCCUGGCGACUCCUUCCGCGACCCACCACGCUCCCCACUGUGCUGGGGCCUCCUGGCGCACUGUCACAACGGAACCAAUUUCUUCACCGGGGAGGUGGGCGUGCGGCUAGACUUCAUCGCCCUCCAUAAGAAGGGCGCGGGCAGCUCCAUCUACAUCCUGGAGCAGGAGGUGGCCGUCAUGCAGCAGAUACAGCGGCUCUUCCCCAAGUUCACGGACACCCCCAUUUACAACGACGAGGCUGACCCGCUGGUGGGCUGGUCUCUGCCACAGCCCUGGAGGGCCGAUGUGACCUACGCAGCCAUGGUUGUGAAGGUCAUCGCGCAGCACCAGAACCUGCUGGUGGCCAACACCAGCUCCUCCAUCCGCUACACGCUGCUGAGCAACGACAAUGCCUUCCUGAGUUACCACCCGCACCCCUUCUCCCAGCGCACGCUCACUGCGCGCUUCCAGGUCAACAACACGCGCCCACCACACGUGCAGCUGCUGCGCAAGCCGGUGCUCACGGCCAUGGGGCUGCUGGCCCUGCUGGAUAGCGAGCAGCUCUGGGCUGAGGUGUCGCAGGCCGGGAGGGUGCUGGACAGCAACCACACAGUGGGCGUCCUGGCCAGCGCCCACCGCCCCACCGGCCCCGCCGAUGCCUGGCGGGCCACGGUGCUGGUCUACGCGAGCGACGACACCCGCGCCCACGCCAACCGCAGCGUCCCCUUGAUCCUGAGCUUGCACGGGGUGCCCCCGGGCCCUGGGCUCGUCUUUGUCCAGCUCUACAUGGACAACUCCAUCUCCAGCCCCGACGGCGAGUGGCGGCGCCUGGGCCGGCCGGUCUUCCCCUCCGCCCAGCAGCUCCGGCGCAUGCGUGCGGCCGAGGACCCGGCGGCCGUGAGACCGCUGCCCUUCCCCCCCAGUGGCCGCCUGACGCUGAGCCCGGAGCUGCCCCUGCCCUCGCUCCUGCUGGUGCACGUCUGCGCGCGCCCCGAGGCGCCGCCCGGCCAGGUAUCACGGCUCCGCGCCCUGCCCUUGACCCGCGGGCAGCUGCUUUUGGUCUGGUCGGAUGAGCGCGUGGGCUCCAAGUGCCUGUGGGACUAUGAGAUCCAGUUCUGCCCGGAGGGUGGGGUGUACACACGCGUCGACAGGAAGCCUUCAACCUUUAACCUCUUUGUGUUCAGCCCAGACACGGCUGUUGUCUCUGGCUCCUACCGGGUCCGUGCCGUGGACUACUGGGCCCGGCCAGGCCCCUUCUCGAGCCCUGUGAGGUACCUGGAGGUCCCUGCCAGGUGAAGGCCACUGCUGCCCAGAGACUGAGCCGUGCCAACCAUGACCCUGGGCGGCCAGGAGUGGUGCUGGGCUGCACACCACUGGCCUCUCGGUCAGUCCAUCCCCUCUGUUUGUCCCUUCCCCCUCUGUUUGUCCCUUCCUGCCCCCUCCCUCACUCCCUUAAAGUGCCUUUCCACACGCAAUCUUGGGCAUGGCCUUCGUGGUGGGCACCGGGCAGAUGGCGGCUGGAGCAAAGCCAUGCCUGGCGCCCGCAUCGGGGCCCUCUCCCCACCUGUGGGAACCAGGAGGGGCUGAGGGUGCAGUUGCCAAGGGGGCAGCUGCUCUCCUGCCUGGGGUCUGGGCCUGUGCUGCAGGGGGGCUGCUGAGGCUGCGCUGGGCGGGGAUGACUUGGGGCAGGGCAGAGCCCAGAGGCCCCCACUUCCCGAGGCCCAGCCAGGAUGCCCCCUGCCCCCGCCCCCUGCCAGGUGGGGGGAGGGGAGGGCCCCAGGCUGCCAGGCCCAGGCUCAGACAGGGACAGCUGGGGGCCGUGUAUGGAGAUGUGGGCAGGGCAGGGCAGGGGGGCCUCCAGGAGUAGUGCAGAACCUUGGGGCCCCACCCUGGGGCAGGUGGAGCCAACGUAGAAAGGCGGGGAGAGGUCCCCUGGUGAGGCCACCUGGCCAAAGCAGAGACCUUCAGCCCGGGUGCAGCCAGCCUGCGCUGCUGUGAGCAGAGUGGGGGCCGCAACCCCACUGUCCUCUGAACACGGCCUGGCCUUAGGCGGGGGAGGCGCAGGCCUGGAAGGGCGGAUGGAAAGUCCAGUCAACCCUCUGGCCCCGCUGAAACCUGCUACCCCCGGUCCACACGGAAAACCCAGGACCGCCAGGGCCACUGCUGCCUCACUCUGGACAGGAGGCGUCAGUUUGGCUGUCCUUCCACGUUCCAAAGCCAACUCUUGUGCCCCAUCCCCCUUGGUCUGAGGUUGGGGGGGCUUCAAGGCUUGGUUCCCGGGGGGGGGGGGCGCCCGUCCUGUCUCGAUGGGGCCCUAUGUUACCAUAUGGGGGCCCCCAGGUUCUGGGCCUUGUCUUCCUGCCUCGUCCCGCAGCUCUGCCAGAGGGGCCCGGGGGUGAAGCGUCCCAGGCCCUGCAGCUCCAGCGCACACUCUGCCCCUGACCUGCUGAGGCUGCAGUCCGAGGUCAGAGCUGCGGCAGGGGGCUUCCUCCUGGGGUUCCGCCUUGGUCUGCAGACAGCCACCUCCUCCCUGCGCCCCGACGUGGCCCUUCUUCUGCGCCUCUGUCCUAACCUCUGGUGAGGACACCAGCCCCGUGGGUUGGGGCCCACCCAGACGACCUCGUUUGAAUCACUUCUUUAAAGGCCACGUCACCCAAUACCAUCACUUUCUGAGGUCCUGGGGGGCAGAAGGUCCGCGUGCAAAUCUGGGGGAUCCAGUUCAGCCCACAGUGAGCACUGUGGGUGGCGGGGGGGCUCAUCACCGCACCCAUAAAGCAGCCUCCUGUCUGGGCCCAGCAGCUGCGCCCUGGAGACAGAUUCGCCGCAAGGUGCCAGUGCACGGCGCGGGAGCCCCGUCCCACCUCCCGCAUCCACCGCAGCAGAAAACAGGGAAGCGCAUUUACGGUUUAUGUGUAUUUCAAACCGCAUCACUACGCUGUGCGCUGGAAGCUAACACCGUGUAAAUCACCGUACUUCAAUACAAUUUGUUAAAGUUU
Messenger RNA from Phacochoerus africanus (Common warthog), 3806 nucleotides. It is a transcript of the gene IDUA, whose product is annotated as alpha-L-iduronidase. Gene Ontology annotation, biological process: carbohydrate metabolic process. The transcript has 14 exons. The coding region runs from base 106 to 2106 and encodes 666 amino acids. NCBI's taxonomy places the organism in Eukaryota, Metazoa, Chordata, Mammalia, Artiodactyla, Suidae. The record is from RefSeq and is a predicted model, not a curated record. Gene Ontology annotation, molecular function: protein binding; L-iduronidase activity.